AUGGGAAGUGCAAUAGUCGAAAGUAUCGAGAAAGCACCGAUGCGCGCCACUAACCAGAGUGACGAGGAACGUCUCCUGUACACUCCAUCAUAUUUCAAUGGUGGUGCACAGCUGAGGAACCGAUCAUGCUCGAGACAACUGGCUGGCCUGAAAAAAUUCAAAUGGCUCGCAUUAGCCCUGCUUGCGGUCUGCAUACUGGGAUAUCAUUUUGCGACGGACUCGUCUAUCGAUAGUACUAUCACAAUCAACAAAGCGUCGAUAGGCAAGGAUGACAAGAUAAACGAUGUGAUAAACACUACAUUCGUUCCACCUCAACGAACCGAUCACAAGGAGUUGCAGACAGAUGAAGAGGAGGGCAUGGAAGACAUUGACAAUAGUAAUGAGGACACAGAAGCUUCCGCUAUAAAAGAUAAGCUGAUAGAAGAGUCUGAUGACGACGCGCCCACAGAGACAGAAUCAAACAACAAGGCAGCACAUGUGAAGGUUUCACAGUUUGGCGAUAGUGACAUACCUGAUACUGCACCGCAACCGUGGCCCAAACUUCAUCCACUAUCGAAGAAGUCACUACAAGUUGGUUCGCAAAAAACCGAUGCCAAGUACAUGUACUAUCGUAGCAUCGGAAACGACCUGCCUCCCCGCCACGCAAUUGGACAGACGUAUGUCAAUGUGAAGUUUAUUCUGGAGAACGAGAAGGAGUUCCCCGAUGUGGAGAAGCGCUGGAUAGUCAAUCGCAUAGCGAGAGAAGAGGAAGAAAAGAAGAUUAUCGACCUCUUAGACGAAUAUAAUCAGAAAUAUAUCCACAUCCCAAUCGACUUGGAAGAAUACGCAAAGAUUGAUAUGUGGUACGAUCUACACGGAGAUCCAACCGACCCCCUUCGUGCUCAUCCAUACCUGGAUGGCACAGAUAAGCACAAAUACGAGGUCAUAGACACCACAUACCACUACAAAAACCUUUACGUCAUGCACAACAAUGGUGCGCGCAACAUCAUGCUAGAGGAUGGCAUUGCAAGCGGGGCUGAGUGGGUGUUCCCAUUCGAUGGCAACUGCUUCUUGACCGAGAAGGCGUGGAAGCUCAUGCUAUCAGGCAUCAAAAAGGAUGGCGACAAUACGAAGUAUUUCACCGUCCCCAUGGUGCGUCUGCAAUCAAAUGGCGACUUGUUCGACCCUACGUUCGAGCCGAAUGCGAAGGAGGAACCUCAGAUCAUCUUCCGAAACGACGCGAUAGAGCGUUUCAAUGAGAAUAUGCGUUACGGCCGCCGACCCAAGGUCGAAAUGCUGUGGCGUUUGAAGGUGGCCGGUCCUUGGGAUAAAUGGCCGCAGUCAGCCGGACACUGGGAAGCCAAAGAAUGGGAAGUCAGCGAAGAUAUCAGUACAAAACACCCAGUACUUGAGAUUGGGUGGAUCCCCCGAUUGUAUUCUGGGGCUGGCGAACUGGAAGUCACGGGAGCCAUUGCGAACAGAGGACUCAGUCGGACACAGGGCGUAGAGAAGCUGAUUGCGUACUUGGAUGAGCAGGUGGCACAUCUCCGUUUCGGAUUCCGAUGGGAUAGGUUGACUAUGUACAACGAGACCGUACUAGCGCUCGAGAAGAAGGCGUACACAGAGGGGACAAAUCUGAACCUGGUGAAACUCAUUGAGGAUUUAAUAGAAAUGGGUAAUAUAGGCCUUAAAGUGGGACAAUUCUCUGUAACACACAAAGAAGAAGCCCCUCCCUCGGGAAAUAAGCACGAUUACUACUCGCCUUCACCUUACUUCUGGCCCAAUCCGAAUAGAACUGAUGGUCUGCCGUACGUCCGCAGAGACGGCGAGCGUGUUCCCGGGACGGAGCUAUGGGAUGAGUUCUCGAAUAGAUACGACCGAUCUCGUCUGGCUUCGAUGUUCGGCAACACUACCAUUCUCGCUUUAAGUUGGUAUUUCACCGAUGAUCUGAGGUAUGCCACACAUGGCGCCGAGAAUAUCCGGACCUGGUUUGUUAACGAAGAAACCCGAAUGACUCCCACAAUGAUGUAUGCUCAAAUCCGUUGGGGACACAACGACAACGUUGGUGCCAACUACGGUAUAAUCGAGACUAAAGACUUGUAUUUUCUGCUGGAUGCUGUUCGUUUGUUCAUCAAGGCCGGAGAAUUCUCGGAGACUGAUACCAAAAUUCUUAAAGAAUGGUUGACCGAGUUCUCGACGUAUCUUAUUGAGAGUCCCCAGGGCUUUAACGAAUACAAGGCUCCGAACAAUCAUGGCACUUACUUUGAUGUGCAAGUAGCUGCGAUCGCCGCGUUCCUUGACGACAUCCCGAUCAUGCUCAACUACACACAGCGCUCUCAAGCACGCAUGUUAUUGCAAUUCAAGGACGGAUCUAUGCCCAAGGAGAUGGAACGCCCUACUUGUCUUCACUACAUGAUGUUCGGUCUUAUGAGCUGGACAACACUCGCGACGCUAAGCAACAACAUUGGUAUCGAUCUGUGGAAUUACUCGCACCGAGGUAGUGGACCAGAGCCUUGUAUCCAGGGCGCGGCGGUUUAUACUGUGCCUUACUUGAACAGCACAUGGUCCCAUAUUCAGGUACGUGUCUGUUUCUCCUUCAAUUUCCGGUAAGAAUUUGCACCAUCUCUCGC
Molecule: messenger RNA, 2609 nt
Organism: Sphaeroforma arctica JP610
Lineage: Eukaryota; Ichthyosporea; Ichthyophonida
Exons: 12
Coding region: 1-2589 (862 amino acids)
Cellular component (GO): periplasmic space
Molecular function (GO): lyase activity
Source: RefSeq, a predicted model, not a curated record